This is a messenger RNA of Pocillopora damicornis (cauliflower coral), 3591 nucleotides long. Its product is annotated as A disintegrin and metalloproteinase with thrombospondin motifs 6. Lineage: Eukaryota; Metazoa; Cnidaria; Anthozoa; Scleractinia; Pocilloporidae. The record is from RefSeq and is a predicted model, not a curated record. Gene Ontology annotation, biological process: extracellular matrix organization; proteolysis. Gene Ontology annotation, cellular component: extracellular matrix. Gene Ontology annotation, molecular function: metalloendopeptidase activity.
CGGGGUUCAUUGUGUGUCGGAAUCAACCACGGUUUAAAUUUCUUCGCAGGCUGAGAAGUACUCCUCGUUAUAAAGCACGGUUUCGUGUUCAAUACAGCUCUUAUUUACAUACACGACAAGAACCGCAAGAACUGCGACUCGGAGCAGAGGCUGAACAGAAUUCGAAAAACAAAAUUUUCAACGUUUUUCCCAACGCCAGAAGUUAACAAGAAGACAAGAUUACAGUUUUCAGAGCUACUCUAGGACUUCGAUGUAUUUCUCUAUUUUGCUGUCCUUCGUAAUUUAUUUAACUGUCUCCAAAGGAGACUUGACGGCCUCAGAAUCAGUAGAACAUGGAAACCUUGAUGUGACUGCCAAACACAUGCCGGAUGAAAUCCAUCUCCAAAUGAAAAGAAGCGAAUUGGAACAAUAUUUUGGAGUAAGCUCGCACGAGGAAGUACCACUGUACGAUGUCACUUCUCCGUUCCAAGUUGAUGAGGAAAACAGAUUUCUCUCAGAAAGUCUCCAUACUCACGCCAGGCAGAAGAGAAACGCCGAGGAUCCUCGUGCGUGGUAUUUCAAUGUCAAAGCCUUCGGAAGGUCACUGCAUCUAAACCUCACAAUGAACCAAGAUCUCAUGUCACCAUGGCUAACUGUUGAGCGACACGAAAAUGGAACAGUGACAGCUGAGGAACCACCCAAGAAUUCCUUCUUAGAUGGUCACGUGAUUGGAGAAUUUGGCUCUUCGGUUGCAGUUAGUAAUAGAGGAGGACUGACAGGUCUAAUACAACUUUUGGACCAGUCUCUGUUCCUUCAACCGCUUCCAAGUCAUCUUUUAUCAGACAGUAAUUCCAAAAGUCACUUAGUCAUCAAGCGCUCGAUUGACGAUGAGGCUAUGGAAAACGAGUUUCAAGAAAAAUUAUCAGGAAGUGGUACUGAGUGGAAAGAGCCCAGUUUUGACGAGGAUUCUCUGAAAUUUGCGAAAGUCAAACCUAGUGAUGCCGGACAAUUCUUUCUCGAGAUGACAAUGGUAGCUGAUAAAAGUAUGAUUGCAUUUCAUGGCGACGACACCGCAGAUUAUCUGCUUAAGCUGGCACAUAUGGUAAAUGCCUUUUAUCAUCAUGAAAGUAUUGGUCAGAAAAAAAUUACCAUCACCAUCGUGCAGAUUAAACUUGUACAGGAUGGGCUUAAGUAUUCAGGGGGUAGCAAUGAUGCUAAGAUGGUGGCUCUCAAGAAAUGGGCGGCAGACGCUAAAAUUCCAGAACUGGAUUCUCAAAGAGACCAUCCUGAUGUCAUAUCUCUGAUAAGUCGGGGAAGUUCAGGAGGCUUGGCGAGUUUUGAUUCAAUAUGCAAAGGCAGUUUCAGUUAUACCGUUAAUAACGGUGCAAUGGGCUUUAACACGCGCCUCAUUCUAGCACACGAAAUUGGGCACACGCUUGGUUUAAAUCAUGACUCUGCUGAUGGCUGCCCCGACGCAACAUAUAUUAUGUCUACCGCGGUACCUGGAGGGAAGUAUGCGGGCACAUGGUCCCCUUGCAGUAGGAAAUAUGUUCAAGAGUUACUAGGAACUGCCCCGAAGUGCCUAAUGGAUGGAAGAUCCCGCAACAUAAAUUACCUGAAGUACUUCCGUGGGAAGCUCCCAGGAAGAGUGAUAUCUGGAGAUGAGCAGUGUAAAGAGCAAUAUGGCGAAGGUGUUUUUCAGUGUAAACAAGCACUGUCUAACUGUGGCUCCCUGUAUUGCACACGCAACGGCUUCUCCUGCUUCAGUAAAGUCGCUCCACCAUUGGAUGGGACACCAUGUGCAUCUAGACAUUGGUGUAUAGCUGGUGAAUGUGUUUUCGACGGUUCAGAAGUUGUAGAUGGUGGUUGGAGUGAAUGGAGUAACUAUGAUCCGUCUACUUGUUCCCGCACAUGUGGAGGAGGAGUCUACUUCAAAACACGAACCUGUACAAAUCCACGCCCCCAAAAUGGAGGAAAAGACUGCAUAGGAGAGAAUCGAGGAUAUCCAAAGGUCUGCAAAAGAAAGGUGCCAUGUCCUUCAGGUGCAAUGGACUUCCGACUUGCUCAGUGCCACGCUAUAAAUAAACAAUAUACGAUAUUCUACAGGGGAGGAGCCGAGGCAUGCAAAUUAUUUUGCCGCCACGGAUGGUCAUAUUCACCACGAGGCCUUGUAAAAGAUGGAACAAGAUGCGAAAAUGGUGCAUCAAAAAGCCGGGAUAUGUGCAUUGAAGGAAAAUGCAAUCCCGUUGGUUGUGACGACGUGGUUGGAUCUCAAAGUGCGGUUGAUCGUUGUGGAGUUUGUAAUGGAGAUAGCACCUCAUGUAGAGCAGUAAAAAAACAAUUCACCACUUAUUGGGAAAAAAAGGGACCUGAAAAUGCGGCAUUAGCUUGUUGGAUCCCAAAAAGGUCUAAAGAGAUUUGGGUUUUCGAGAUGGCUGUUGACAAAAACAACAUAGGUGUACAGAACAUGAAAAAAAAGUAUUUGUUUGAGCCCGUACCAAAACAAACGCAAACAAUCAAUGCAGCUGGAAGCACUAUUACCUAUGGAAAACGUAGUGGAAAGGAAUAUAUUCACAUUCCUGGCCCAAUAAACACACCUCUGCGUUUUAUGUUUAUACUCAACGGUCAAAAAAACAAAGGAGUUGAAUGCAGAUACUUGAGUCCCUAUAAAUCAGAGGUUACUGGAGCCGAUGUCGAAUGGGUUGUCGACGAGAAAUAUGGCUGGUCAGCCUGCUCCGAGACCUGCGCCGGAGGAAAGAAAACGCGGAGAGUGAAGUGCAUGAGGAAGGAUGACAAAUCAGCUGUUGCAGACAGUGUCUGUGAGAAGGGAGGACUUGAGAAACCCGAAGAUGAGAUGCCGUGUAACACAGAAGAGUGUCCAACAGAUUUAAACAGAUGGCACGUGACUGGAUGGAGCUCCUGUUCCAAAACCUGUGGACAUGGUGUAGCGAAACGUAGCCUGUCUUGCAGAAAGAAGUACAAGAACCCUGGAGGAUACAAGAAACUGGAUUGGAGCAGCUGCAAGGCACCUAAGCCAACACCACUAAUUAAACCUUGUUUUAAGGAGGCGUGCGGACCGGAAUGGAUUCCAUCUAAGUGGGGAAAGUGUUCAAAGACCUGCAUAGGUGGCAUUAUGAAACGCAAUUUAAGCUGCGGGAGGCCGCUCGGUGAUGGAAACUACCACCCAUUGUCAGAAGGCUUCUGCCGAUACUCCGUCAAACCGCCAGUAAAAGAGAAGUGCAACGAGGAUAUUUCCUGCUCUGUUCUUCCAGUUCAAAAAUACAGAUCACUGGGUUGUUACAGAGAAAAUACACAUAAGCGCCUCCUGCCACUUCUGGAACACAAUUUCCGUACCGGUGGCAUCAAAUGGAACGCAAUAGAAACUGUAGUGGAAAAGUGCUACCGUGAGGUCGUUGAACGCACAAAUUACAAGGUGUUUGGAGUGAAAUUCUAUGGUGAAUGUUGGGUCGGUAAGAUGCCGAGCUCCCAUUUCAAGACCGUCCUUACACAGUGCUAUGAACAUGCAGUUGGGAAGGCUCAUACUUACUACAUUUAUGAAAUUUUGUAGAUAACAGAAGUAAUCUGUCACAAACAUCAUUAGAGAAAGGUCUU